Messenger RNA from Papilio machaon (common yellow swallowtail), 679 nucleotides. RefSeq names its product 39S ribosomal protein L20, mitochondrial (gene mRpL20). Gene Ontology annotation, cellular component: ribosome. Bases 158 to 634 code for a protein of 158 amino acids. Gene Ontology annotation, molecular function: structural constituent of ribosome; rRNA binding. The record is from RefSeq and is a predicted model, not a curated record. Gene Ontology annotation, biological process: translation; ribosomal large subunit assembly. The transcript has a single exon. Lineage: Eukaryota; Metazoa; Arthropoda; Insecta; Lepidoptera; Papilionidae.
CAGUGUCAGAAAUCAAAAUAGUGUUUUAUUUGAGGUUGUUUUAGUGUCAAAAUUAGAUAUUCUAAAAUUACGAUAAAUUAAGCAAUUAUAUUGUUACAAUUAAGUAGUUCUUACGAUAUUGAGUCAAUAUCAAUUAUCUGUGUUAUUGAAAUACAAAAUGGUAUUUCUGUCUGUAACUAAUUUACUUCGCGUUCGUGGACCUGAUGAAAUUUGGAGAAAAAGAAGAAUAUUCAGAUUGGCUGCUGCUUUUAUCGGGCGUCGAAGAAAUUGUUAUUCUGUUGCCGUGCGUAAUGUUCAUCGUGCUUUGGUCUAUGCUACAAAAGCACGUAAAUUAAAGAAAGAAGAUAUGAAAGAAUUGUGGAAUACUCGUAUAACUGCUGCUUGUGAGCAGCACAAUAUAAGCGCCUUUGCUUUAAAAGAAGGUUUAGAUCGCUCAAAUAUUAUGCUGGAUCGUAAAUCGUUGUCAGACUUAGCAGCAUGGGAACCACGCACAUUUGAAUGUCUUGCUGCAGUAGCACAAAAGAAGUUGGAACUCGAUGGAUUUAUAGACGGAGCAGACAAAAAACAUCCUACUGGAGUUAAUUUAAAUCUUAAGGAUGUAAUGUUAGAAACUUGGUUAAAAGAAAAGAAGUAGCUUUUAUUGUGUUUGUUUAUAUUUUUAAGGUAGUGAAAUAAAUAU